Molecule: messenger RNA, 4450 nt
Organism: Carassius auratus (goldfish)
Lineage: Eukaryota; Metazoa; Chordata; Actinopteri; Cypriniformes; Cyprinidae
Gene: ldlrad4a
Product: low density lipoprotein receptor class A domain containing 4a
Exons: 6
Coding region: 545-1462 (305 amino acids)
Biological process (GO): negative regulation of transforming growth factor beta receptor signaling pathway
Cellular component (GO): Golgi membrane; early endosome membrane
Molecular function (GO): R-SMAD binding
Source: RefSeq, a predicted model, not a curated record
UUUGUGCUCUGCUGAGUUUUGGCCGUGAGAGUGAGACAGUCAGUCUAGACGCUCUUGACAGCCUCGUCUGGAGGAGAGACACUUCCCUCUGCGGCUCUAUCCUCAUCACGACGGCACAUUACAAGCUUCUCCUAAGAUGAAACUCCAGCACUCCUGAAGAAGGAUGACACCCCUAUCACAUCGGAUAGGACGGUGCCUAUGGGCAUCUGUGUCACUCACAUGCCAAGCCUGAAAAGUGGAAAGAAAGACAGUGCUAGAAGACACGUCAAACACUUCCAAGCUUUAGAGUGAAACUUUGCACAGUUGGCCAUGGCUGCAUAUCCAUGGCUUGGAGGAUAGGAUCCCUUGUUUAGCAAGCAUUUUAACAACAGUGAGUUUUUAAGGGGUCAUUUAGCUAAUCCAGCACUUCCUUUGGCUCAGAGGGUUUAUAGAGUAAUUGCCACACAUGAGCUGAACCAGAGGAUCCAAAAUGGAGGUCACACACCAAUGCUCUUUCUACCAGACUGGUUAAAGCUGCAUUCAAAAGCAUUACUGCAAGGGCAGUAUGCAGGCAGCUGACUACCCAGCCACAAAUAAUAACACAGAGUGCAAGUUCCACUGCACCAAUGGCAGAUGUCUGAAACUUCUCUCGCUGAUUUGCAAUCAUCUGAAUGAAUGUGGAGACAACAGUGAUGAGGAACACUGUCCUGCUGCUGUACCUCCACCUCCAGACACCAUCCAGUCUGAACUGGAGUUUGUUCAGAUAAUAAUCAUAAUUGUGGUGAUGACUGUAAUGGUAGUUGUAAUCAUCUGUUUGCUGAAUCACUAUCGGCUAUCGGCCUGGGCCUUCCUCACACGCCACAGCCAAGCCCGUCAACGAGAGGAGGGCAUGCAGCCGGACGCCUGUGCAUGGCCAACAGAUAGUUUGGUGACACAACAAGGAGCCACUGAGGUGAUGUAUGGGCCACGAAGCGGAGAGCGCUUCAACCCACCUUCAUUUAUGCAAAGGGAUCGAUUCAGCCGCUUCCAGCCCACCUACCCAUACCUGCAGCAGGACAUCCACUUGCCGCCCACCAUCUGCCUGUCAGACGGUGAGGAGCUGCCGCCCUACAAGGGCCCCUGUACCCUCCAGCUCAGAGACCCCGAGCAGCAGCUCGAGCUGAGCCGUGCGUCCGUGCGCGCCCCCCCGAACCGGACCAUUUUCGACAGCGACCUGAUAGACGUUUACGUGCACGGAGGCGGCCCGCGGCCCCCAAGCAGCAACUCUGGCAAGAGUGCCUCGAACUCGCACAUGGAGGGUCCGCCGCCCACCUAUAGUGAGGUGAUGGGUCAGACAUACCCAGGCUCCGCCUCCUUCCUGCACCAGCACAGCAAUAACACACCACCCUCCAACCAGAGGACAGCCAGCGGCUCCGCCCAGCCUGGCGCAAGCACAACCCUGUUCGUCAAGGAUAAGGAUAGCCGGCGUGACAAACCCAUGUGACUAGGACACACCUGCAGAGGGCAGUAGAGAGUGUGUGCCAUCACCUGUGCUCUCUGGUACUUCCUCCUGGACCUGAAGGGGAGUGGUUUUACUGUUAGUACACUCCCCUUGCACAAUUUAAAUCAAAAAUAUUGAGGAACCAAGCUUACAAAGUUUAUUUUUUGUAUUUUUUUUUUUUUUUUUGCUAGAACUUUGGGGCCUUGUAUGGAUGUUUGGGCUCCUCGGCUAAAUCUCUUUGUUCUUUUAUGCUUUCCUGUAUUUAAAGAACGCGUGUGUUGGCACAGAUUGUUUGCGUGAGAGACCACAUAGGUCAUAGGAUUGAGAAAUUUUCUAUUUGUUUGUGCAUUUCCAGGACUCGUGCACAAAAACUGUUCUCAACUAAUCAAAAUCCAAAUUGAGUGCCAUGAAAAAAUCUUAACUCUUGGGGAUGUGACUCACAACAACAACAACAACAACAACAAAAAGUCUUUAUGUUGCACUUAUUCUUUAGAAACGCCUACCCUUAGUUUCUUUUCAUACGUCAAUCCACAUGGUUCCUGUUAUUUUUUUCCUUCAUUUUCACGGUUCUCGUUUCUCGUUUUCCUGAAAUGGAGAUGUAGAACUCUGAUCCAGCCUAAGAUCUCCACACCUGAACUGCAUCAUGGCACUUAUUUAAAAAAGAGGGGGUUUAACAAGCCGUUCAGAUUCCAGAUCACUUUUUCCACCGACCAAGUGAGAGAUACUGGCAUGGAUAUCUGCGGAUGGAAGUCACGACACACACGCCACUUUCAUCCUGUCGAGUAGCACUUUAAACUUACGUCACUUCAGCAUUGUCAUGGGGUCCAAGUGCAAGGGAAUCAUGGGAACUGUAGUCUUACGCACAUCCUGUCUCCUUCUGAAUGAGUGUGUCAUAUCUCAAUUUGUUUUCACACUAAAAAAAGCAUGCAUAUUGUUUUUUUCCCAUUUAUCAAUACUAUACUUAAGUUCACGAUCGUAUAUGGAUCUCAUAUUUUAUCUCUCCUGGAAUGCUGUUUUAUUCCGAGGCAACACACUUCUAUCUGUUAUUUGUCAUCAGUUUUAUCACAAACGAAUCGUGUACCAAUCAUAACGAGGUACUUCCCGUUUUUUUAUUUUUAUUUCUUCAUUUGAAGUCGUAUUCAAUCACAUGGCACACGUUUGUAAUGCUUUCAGACAUGCAGAUUGUGUUUUUCAUCACCCCUGAGCUUUAUAAAACAUCAGUCUUUGGCCUUCCCUAGAAAGUCCCAUAGAAAACCUAUUUAUUAACUAGCUAUUUAUUAAAGUUACCAGUUUGAGAGGACAUUUAGUCAAAAUGGGAGGGAACGCCACUCCCCCCCACUAAAAUAGACUUUUAUAUGAUCUUUUUUCCCCUUAAAUAGCAAGACUCUCCUAUCGCCCAUCCGCUUUGGCUCUGAAACCUUGGCUUCCCGUCACUCAUUCUGACCACGCAGUUUGAGUUGUACUGUAUUGCUGCUGCUGCUAUGCGCUGCUACCGCUGCUGCUGUUGUCCAUUCGUUAUGUAGGCCUUCCCCAUUACUUUCUAUUUGCGUACCAACCGAGACAUAGAUAUUCAUGCUCUGUUUUGGUUGUCUUCGCUAACUUUAGCGCGUUUCCACUGGCAUAGUCGUGCUAGGAAAAGAACCCAAAUGUAUUUUUUUCCAUUUGCAGCCGAAAGGUUUGCAUGUUACUAUUUACAUGAGCAUAUCCGGUGCCUAACAGUCAUGUUUAAGCAGACAUAGAAACCCACUUGCACUCAAAAGUCCCCACCUUUGUUGUGCCUCACUUCCUAUGGUGCUUCUUUCAGUAGUCGGACUCUGUUUAUUUGUACGGUGCUGUAUAUAACUUGAAUAUAUUAUGCACAUAUCCUACCCAAUGGGUAGAAAACCACAAGAAAGCAUUGUUAAUACUGUAAUAUAAUGUAUAGAUAAUAUUAAAAAGAAAACUUUAACAUGGUGGCAUCAAGUUUUGUGAAUGCCUUCAAUUGUGCUUUGUCUUUUUUGUAUAACAGAGCAAAGAGAAAUGCUACAUUAUAGGGUCACAGAAAUACAAAAAGACUUAUAUAAAUAUAUUUUUUUCCUAUACAGUAAAUGCAAAUCUGUUAUGUGAUGAAACAAAUAUUCUGAUUCUAAGGCAGUUAGCCUAUAUAAAGGAUAACUAGCUGCUGCUUUUGUAACUUCCAGAGAGAAUUAUAAAUGCCAGCGCUUGUCAUUUUAUUUAUUGGAUUUUGUGACUGCUAGCUGUUGUGUAAAAACCACGCAGAAUAAUAAAGUCAUUGCAAGGAAACGGAACGGAUUGUCGAUUUCUGGGCUCCCACGCGGCCUUUAGUCACGUGGUUCAUAUCAAAUAGCUCAGGGUGAGGCUUUUUCGGUUAACAUUCUGUUGUUUUUAUGCGCAUAAUUGAGUUGUGUGGUAUUUAAAUAAGCAUCAAAUGAGGAGAAUCCAGCCCAUAGCUGAUCCUUACUGCAUGUUCACGUUGUCAUUUUCCUCUGCAUAGCAGUCUGGUUCCGAGGCUCCUCUCCAGAAACACGGAUCCGCGAGCGAGUGACUGAAAACUUGUGUUGGUGAGAGACUUCAGCGUUCCGUUACAAGGAUCUGGAUUUUCCCGCCAAUCCACAGCAACGUUCUCCAUCGGCCUUGAGCGACAUCCCAUCCAAGGACUGUAUGACCUAUUGUGGACUACAAAGUUUUUUGUUGUUGUUGUUGUUGUUUUUUACAAGAAGUGAGCGAGGAACGCUGCUGUCAUUACGCCUUUUUAUUUUAUUUCUAUUGUUCUAUUUAAUUGUGACGUCAGCGGUUUUCAGUUUGAGGUCUGUUAAUUGCAAUACUUUUACAGGAAAAAAGGUGACUUAAAAACCAACUGAAAAAAAAUCAUAAAAAAUAAAUUCAAGGGAAAAAAAAGACACUGUUGUAGUCCCUCAUGAAACGAUUCCACGCUUGUUCUUUCGCUGUCAUCAAAUGGCUAGAGAGAGCAAUUAAAGUUGAGGAAAACAA